Molecule: messenger RNA, 657 nt
Organism: Penicillium crustosum
Lineage: Eukaryota; Fungi; Ascomycota; Eurotiomycetes; Eurotiales; Aspergillaceae
Product: ETC complex I subunit
Exons: 3
Coding region: 1-657 (218 amino acids)
Biological process (GO): electron transport chain
Source: RefSeq, a predicted model, not a curated record
AUGUCGCUCUUCAGAAUCAGGGGUGCUGCUGGCCUUCGGGUCAGCCGACUUUCUGCGCCUGUCAAUGCCCGUUUCCUCUCGAACGCCCCCAAGGGAGUUCCUUCCGUGAAGACCACCACUGCGGAUGCUCCCACCACGCCUCCCAAGGACAGCUCCCUGAUCACCAAGGAGACCCCCUCCGAGGCUAUGGCCCGUCACCAGCCGGAUUAUGAGGCCACCAUUGACCACGGCACCUCGCAAUUUUCCCCAGUGCCCAAGCGUGUGAUGGAUGGUAGCGAGCCAGGCGACACUCUCCCCGCGGCCGUCCUCUCCGGAGCCCCUACCGAUCUCCAGGCCCGCAAUGUCCGUAUCUACCGCCCUACCAAGGCCGCAACACAGUCCGGUACCUGGCACCAGCACCACUGGCGCAUGGAUUGGGAUAUCUUGCAGCGGGGCCACCGCUGGGAGAACUCCCUCAUGGGCUGGCAAUCGUCUGCCGAUAGCAUGCAAGGCACCAACUUGAAGUUCAAGUCGAAGGAAGACGCUAUCGCUUUCGCCCAGAAGCAAGGUUACGAAUACUUUGUCCAGGAGCCGAACGAGCGUCGCUUCGUGCCCAAGUCCUAUGCCAACAACUUCGUCCACGAGCCCAAGAAGCUCAGACAUAUCAAGACCAAAUGA